Molecule: messenger RNA, 1497 nt
Organism: Talaromyces atroroseus
Lineage: Eukaryota; Fungi; Ascomycota; Eurotiomycetes; Eurotiales; Trichocomaceae
Product: Cytochrome b2, mitochondrial
Exons: 3
Coding region: 1-1497 (498 amino acids)
Biological process (GO): lactate metabolic process
Molecular function (GO): L-lactate dehydrogenase (cytochrome) activity; heme binding
Source: RefSeq, a predicted model, not a curated record
AUGGCGAAGCUCACCGGCCAGCAAGUCGCGCAGCACCACAGCAAGGACUCGUGCUGGGUCAUCGUCCACGGCAGGGCGUAUGAUGUCACGGAAUUCCUGCCCGAACACCCCGGCGGACAGAAUAUCAUCCUCAAAUACGCCGGCAGGGACGCCACCGAGGCAUUCGAGCCCAUCCACCCUCCCGACACCCUGGACAAGUACCUCGAUGCCUCCAAGCAUCUGGGCGAGGUCGACAUGGCCACCGUCCAGCACGACGAGAAGGUCAAGGACCCGCUGGAAAUCGAGCGUGAGGAGCGCGUCCGGAACAUGCCGCCGCUCGCCCAGUGCUACAACCUGCUGGACUUUGAGGCCGUGGCCAGGCAGGUCAUGAAGACGACGGCGUGGGCUUACUAUUCCAGCGGAGCCGACGACGAGAUUACGAUGCGCGAAAACCACUCGGCCUUCCACAAAGUCUGGUUCCGCCCGCGCACGCUCGUCGACGUGGAAAAAGUCGACUUCUCAACCACCAUGCUCGGCUCCAAGACCGCCGUCCCCUUCUACGUGACAGCCACCGCGCUCGGCAAACUCGGCCAUCCCGAGGGCGAAGUCGUGCUCACGCGCGCCGCACACCAACACGACGUCGUCCAGAUGAUCCCGACGCUGGCAUCAUGCUCCUUUGACGAGAUCGUCGAUGCCCGCAAGGGCGACCAAGUCCAGUGGCUGCAGCUGUACGUCAACAAGGAUCGAGCCAUCACACAAAAGAUCGUGCAACAUGCCGAAAAACGCGGGUGCAAGGCGCUCUUCAUCACGGUCGAUGCGCCGCAGUUGGGCCGUCGGGAGAAGGACAUGCGUGUGAAAUUCUCAGAUACCGGGUCCAGCGUGCAGGCGUCUGGCGGUGACAGCGUCGAUCGGUCGCAGGGCGCCGCCCGCGCGAUUUCGUCGUUUAUCGACCCCAGUCUCUCGUGGAAGGAUAUCCCCUGGUUCCAGUCCAUCACCAAGCUGCCCAUCAUACUCAAGGGUGUGCAAUGCGUGGAAGACGUGCUGCGCGCCGUGGAAGCCGGGGUUCAGGGCGUCGUGCUCUCGAACCAUGGCGGCCGCCAGCUGGACUUUGCGCGGUCCGGAAUCGAAGUCCUCGCCGAGGUGAUGCCUGUGCUGCGCGAGCGCGGGUGGGAAAAUAGACUGGAGAUAUUCAUUGACGGCGGCGUCCGUCGUGCAACAGACAUCAUCAAAGCGCUCUGUCUCGGGGCCAAGGGGGUUGGUAUCGGCCGUCCGUUCUUGUACGCCAUGUCUGCAUAUGGCCAGGAAGGUGUCGAGCGGGCCAUGCAGUUGCUCAAGGAGGAACUGGAAAUGAACAUGCGAUUAAUUGGCGCUGCGACAGUGUCCGAUUUGAAUCCGAGCCUGGUGGAUGCGCGCGCACUGCUGGGCGGCCACUAUUCGGCUGUGCCGUCUGACACGCUGGGGUUGAAUGUUUAUGAUCCGUUGGUUUCGCCGAGGUUUGCAGAGAAAGCGAAGUUAUAA